GCGGCCUUUAAUCUUAUUAUUCCUAAACUGCCCUCCUCACUUUAAAUGCUCAGCUCUGCCGUGCCCAUUGUUGAACCCUCGCCGAUGGAAGGCUACUCGAGUGCUUUCCUUGAGAAAGAAGCAGCAGCUCAAGCGGAGUUUGAAGGAGACGAAGGAGGCGAGCAUGAUCCCGAGAGCAACUCUCUGCGGAAUCCCCUGCUCAAGAGAACCCCGACGCUCACCUCCAGCCAGUACGCGGUGGUCGGAGCUAAGGUGUCGCACAUUGAGAGCUUGGACUACGAGAUCAAUGAGAAUGAUCUGUUCAAGCAUGACUGGAGGAGCAGAUCCAGCGGCGAGGUGUUGCAGUACAUCUUCUUAAAGUGGACGCUCGCCUUCCUCGUCGGCCUCCUCACGGGAGUCAUUGCGUCUCUCAUCAACCUCGCCAUCGAGAACAUAGCAGGCAUCAAGAUCCUCUACUUGGCUCGGUUUGUGAAGGACAAAAGGUACGUGACUGGCUUCGUCUAUUUGACAGGGGUAAAUCUUGCUCUGACGAUGGUCGCUGCAUCUCUGUGCGUGGUGUUUGCUCCCACCGCUGCAGGUCCAGGAAUACCGGAGAUCAAAGCUUAUCUCAACGGAGUCGAUACCCCCAAUAUGUUUGGGGCUUCCACGCUAUUUGUCAAGAUCAUCGGCAGCAUUGGAUCAGUGUCUGCGGGGCUGGAUCUGGGGAAAGAAGGGCCUCUGGUGCACAUCGGAAGCUGCAUUGCGUCCCUGCUCAGCCAAGGCGGAUCCGAGUCCGACGACUAUCGGCUCAAGCGCAAGUGGCUCCGUUUCUUCAAUAACGACCGGGACCGAAGGGAUCUGAUCACCUGCGGGGCCUCCUCUGGCGUCUGCGCCGCCUUCCGCUCUCCGGUGGGGGGCGUCCUCUUCUCCCUAGAGGAGGUGGCCACGUGGUGGAGGAGCGCCCUGCUGUGGCGGACCUUCUUCAGCACGGCCGUGGUGGUGGUGGUGCUCCGGGGGUUCAUCGAGUACUGCAACUCUGGGCGGUGCGGGCUGUUCGGCCGCGGCGGCCUCAUCCUCUUCGAUGUCAGCGAUGUCAAGGUGUCGUACCAUGUCAACGACCUGCUUCUGGUGGCGCUUGUGGGUGUCCUGGGGGGAUUGCUGGGGAGUGCCUACAAUUUUGUCCUCCACAAAGUUCUGAUUCUUUACGGCCGGAUCAACGAGAGAGGGAGAAUGGCGAAGCUGGUGCUGAGUCUCAGCGUCUCGCUCUUCACCUCCAUCUGCCUCUACGGCCUGCCGUUCUUGGCGCCGUGCACGCCCUGCGACGGCUCGGCGGAGGUAGUGUGCCCGACGCCGGAGGGCAGCGGCAACUUCAAGCAAUUCAAUUGCCCCAGCGGGCACUACAACGACCUGGCCAGCCUCCUCUACGCCACCAACGACGACGCCGUCCGCAACAUCUUCUCCUCCUCCACCCCUUCCGAGUUCCGCUUGCUCUCUCUCCUCAUCUUCUUCGCGCUCUACUGCGUCCUCGGCCUCGUCACCUUCGGCAUCGCCGUCCCCUCCGGCCUCUUCCUUCCCAUCAUCCUCAUGGGCUCCGCCUACGGCCGCCUGCUAGCCCUCGCCCUCCAAAGCUACAUCCACAUCGAUCACGGCCUCUAUGCCGUGCUCGGCGCCGCCGCCCUCAUGUCCGGCUCCAUGCGGAUGACCGUCUCCCUCUGCGUCAUCUUCCUCGAGCUCACCAACAACCUCCUCCUCCUCCCCAUCACCAUGUUCGUGCUCCUCAUCGCCAAGACCGUGGGCGACUCCAUUAACCCCAGCAUAUACGAGAUCAUCCUCGACCUCAAGGGGCUGCCGUUCCUGGAAGCGUCCAAGGACCCGUGGAUGAGGAAUUUGACCGUGGCCGAGCUCGCGGCGGCCAAGCCCGCCGUCGUCAGCCUCGAAAGCGUCGAGAAGGUUGCCCGGAUCGUCGAGGUGUUAAAGCACACCGGACACAAUGGCUUCCCCGUGGUGAACUGGCCCGAGGGUUCGGCGGAGCUGCACGGGCUGGUGCUGAGGUCGCACCUGGUGGCGGUGCUAAGGAAGAAAUGGUUCCUGAAGGAGAGGAGACGGAGCGCGGAGUGGGAGGUGAGGGAGAGGUUUACGUCCGUGGACCUGGCGAAGAAGGGGGUGACGUUGGAGCAGGUGGCCAUCAGCGAGGAGGAGCUGGAAAUGUACGUGGACCUCCAUCCUUUCACCAACACCACGCCCUACACAGUGGUGGAGAGCAUGUCCGUGGCCAAGGCGCUCGUGCUCUUCCGCCAGGUGGGCUUGCGCCAUUUACUGAUAAUUCCCAAGUACCAGGGAGCUGGGAUUUCUCCCAUCGUAGGAAUCCUGACAAGGCAGGAUCUCAGAGCCCACAACAUUCUGGCUGCUUUCCCGCAUUUAGCGAACAAAAAACACAAAUGAAUAAGAUAAUGUUCACAUUUCGUCAAGCAUGAUCACACAAAAUUUCACCGCGGUUACGGAAGAAUGAUACAAGAAACGGCAGUGUUUUGGUUUCUUUUUCGAGUUUCUGAUUGUUUCAUGAAUUAUAUCCCCCACUAUCUUUAUGAAUAAAAAUAAUGUCUUUGUGCACAAAUUCUAAAUUCACAGAGUUCGUUUAUCCUUUUA
Zingiber officinale is the source of this 2625-nucleotide messenger RNA. Its product is annotated as chloride channel protein CLC-a-like. NCBI's taxonomy places the organism in Eukaryota, Viridiplantae, Streptophyta, Magnoliopsida, Zingiberales, Zingiberaceae. The record is from RefSeq and is a predicted model, not a curated record. The transcript is spliced from 6 exons. Gene Ontology annotation, cellular component: plant-type vacuole membrane; intracellular membrane-bounded organelle. Gene Ontology annotation, biological process: chloride transport; transmembrane transport. Gene Ontology annotation, molecular function: voltage-gated chloride channel activity; nitrate:proton symporter activity. The coding region runs from base 46 to 2421 and encodes 791 amino acids.